AUGAUCACAAUGUCAGAACAAAAUGGCUGCUGUAGCACCCUACAACCAGGCCAGGCUGUCCACCAUAAAGAUAACAGUCCAACUAUAACCACCAUCAACAUAAUCAUCAACUGUUUUCUUGUAAACAUUGCAGUUAUCAUCGGUUCCUUUGGAAAUAUCAUUACAAUAUUUAUCUUAUCCCGAAGCAAAGUCAAGGACACUAGUAGUAUUUUAUUGAUAUCAAUGGCUGUAUGGGACCUACUUUUUCUUGUCAAUCUUUUUGUUUGUAAACUAGACUGCAUCAUUUUUAGAUACGAUCCUGUCCUGGCGCAAAUGUACUAUCCAUACAUAUUUGGUUACGUCCGGCGGCCUGGUCGUAUGGCGGCAUUUAUUAGCUUUACACAUGUUGUUGUUAUCUCAUUUGAGCGACUACUGGCUGUAUUUUAUCCUUUUCAAGUUUCGCAUUGGAUAACCGAGGCUACCAUUCUUACAAUUCUUACAUGUGUAUAUUUCUUUUGGAUCGUUUCUUUCCUGCCCUAUACUGUUGCUAAUUACGAAAUAGAAUGGGCUUUAACAAAUAAUUACACCUUAAUGCUCCCUGCUUUGAGAGAAACCCAGUGGUUUGUUCAAAAUAAACCAAUAUUCACGGUAAUUUCUGAAAUUAUCAACGGAGUCAUUGGAUCAUUAUCUGCUGUGGUAGCUGCUAACUGUUGUGCAAUUACCUAUCAGUUGCAUUAUGCUUUACGACAUCGUUCAUCGAUUACCUCCAAGUCGUCAGCCGGAAAUAGACGAGAGGUGAAAAUUUCUCGAAUGCUCCUUGUCGUCUGUGUUGUGUUUAGCUUUUGCAAUCUGCCUGGGUUUUCUAUCUACAUUUAUUUCUUUGCAGAUCCUGACAUGAAACCGCCAAAUCAACUGUUCGUUUUACUGAAUAAUGUUGAGGAACUGAUGCUGGCAGUCAACGCGGCCGCCAACUUUUUUGUGUAUAUUCUCUUGUCUGAAAAGUUUUACAAGUCUGUUGUAAGUUUAUUUGUCUGUCAGCGGUUUGCAACAUCAAUUAAAUGA
Messenger RNA from Candidula unifasciata, 1041 nucleotides. The record is from the annotation of a GenBank genome assembly. NCBI's taxonomy places the organism in Eukaryota, Metazoa, Mollusca, Gastropoda, Stylommatophora, Geomitridae.